Molecule: messenger RNA, 5389 nt
Organism: Clupea harengus (Atlantic herring)
Lineage: Eukaryota; Metazoa; Chordata; Actinopteri; Clupeiformes; Clupeidae
Gene: ptar1
Product: protein prenyltransferase alpha subunit repeat containing 1
Biological process (GO): protein prenylation
Cellular component (GO): cytoplasm
Molecular function (GO): protein prenyltransferase activity
Source: RefSeq, a predicted model, not a curated record
UGGGUCACGCCCCCUUGACGUCAGCGUUAUUCUGAAAAUGGCUGAGUCGGAAGAGGAGGUGGACGUUUUGGUUCAAAGAGUUAUGAAAGAUAUUAAUAACGCGUUUAAGAGAAACCCUAACAUUGAUGAGAUUGGACUCAUCCCCUGUCCGGAAGCCAGGUUCAACAGGAGCCCCAUUGUCCUGGUGGAGAACAAGCUGGGAGUGGAGAGCUGGUGUGUGAAGUUCCUCCUGCCCUACGUCCACAACAAGCUGCUUCUCUACAGACAGAGGAAACAGUGGCUUGACAGGGAAGCGCUUAUAGACGUCACCUGCACGUUGCUGCUGCUAAAUCCAGAUUUCACCACUGCUUGGAAUGUCAGGAAGGAGUUGCUACAGUGUGGGGUGCUGUCUCCUGAGAAGGACCUCUACCUGGGGAAGCUCGCUCUGACCAAGUUCCCCAAGAGUCCAGAGACAUGGAUCCACAGGCGCUGGGUUCUGCAGCGGCUCCAGAGGGAGUUCUGCCCUGUUGUUGGCGAGCAGAAGGAGCAGGCAGACGGCGAGCGCGGGGACGGGGAGGCCACAUGCCACAACGAGCGACUGCGCCGGCUCCUGCAGGAGGAGAUGCGCGUGUGCGCAGACGCAGCAGGACGUUACCCCAGCAACUACAACGCGUGGUCCCACCGCAUCUGGGUGCUGCAGCACUUAGCCAAAGGAAACCUGAAGAUACUGCAUGACGAGCUGUCCUCCAUGAGACUGUGGGUGUCGAUGCACGUGUCUGACCACAGCGGCUUUCACUACCGCCAGUUCCUGCUGAAGGCCCUGGUCAGGGAGCUCAGCCAGAGCCAGAGUCCCAGCCAGCAGACUCAGUCCCCAGCCUCGUCACCCCUGCUCCCCUCCUCCUCCUCCCCGCCGCCACCCCCACAGCGCUCCCCUGCCGACUCGCCUCCGCAGUCCAACGGUGAGGCCUCCACCACGGCCACGGCCCCCGAGGCCCACGGAGCCCCCACCACGUUCUCCCAGCUCUUACAUGACGAGAUGGAGCUGUGCACCGACCUGAUCGAGUCGUACCCUGGUCACGAGACGCUGUGGUGUCACAGGCGGCAUGUCUUCUACCUCUGGCACCACUGGAAGCAGGAGUGUGAUCUCGGCCAGGCCAACGGGGGCUCGCCCAACCUCCUCAACCACGCCCAGGAGCCUCCCGCAUCCUCCCAUCCACUGCUCCACUGCCCUGAGGAGGCAGUGAUGGCGAGUGCCAACGGCCAGCACACGGACAUGGAGGUAGACGCGAAGGCUGCGGCAGAGACCUGCUCGCUCUCAGACGGUGUGCAGCAGGGCGGCGGUGGUGGUGGCGGCGGCGGCUGUUACGUGCGGGACACCAAGCGGCUGAAGCGAGGACCCACGCCGCCCUGCCCUGCGCCCAGCUUGUCAGCAGAGGACGCUUUCGUCAGCCGCAUUCUGGCAUCCUGCCGGAGCCCCGAGCAGCACCGCUUCGCUUCUGCCUACAGGAAGUGGCUGGACUCUGUCAUAGGUCAGUAGCCUCUCGCAGAAAAGAAAACGACAAGGAAAAGGCUUCCCCAGGCUUUCAAUGACUCCCUGCCACGGCACCUCGUACACAUGAGGUGGUCUGGAGGGAGGAGGGAGAGAUCUCUGUGGUAGGUCAGAGACAGGUCAUCUUCACCUCAUUUAAUUCACCCAGUGAAAGGAAAACACAAACAACAGCCGGACCUUUGUUUUUGUUUUUUAAACUGAGAGCUGUUUGGAGCAUAUUCCCCUUUUCUCUAUGAAAACCCAUGGCCCCUUUUAUUUAUUUAUUAUUUUCUUCCUGUUCUUUUCUCUUUUUGUUUUGAAUAAUCAUCUCAAAGGUCAGAAGUGGUGUGUGCCUCCCUCAGUUUUGGUGCUGUCAAUCUCAGGUCUGUUUCAGCAUAAUGCAAUGGUUUAUUUUAUUCAUUCUUUUGGUCAUUAUCAUUAUUUUGUUUUGUUUUUGUUUUUUGGCGGGGGGUGGGGUGGUGCUUGUUCAUUGAAGCAUUUCUACAUCUAUUCUUUUACGUCUUCCACUUGAAAUGAAAGAAACAGCUGUAGCAGAUUCCUUUCGAUGCUGCCAUCCAUUUUUAUUCCUGACUCCCUGACUGAAUUGGAACAGACUUAAGUGCUGCGUACUGCUACCUUGCGUUUCUGCGACUGUGCAUAGACAUGAACAAAACAUUCUGACAUUUCGCCACAGUCAGGAACUAGUAAGCACAAUCAGUUGACACUUUUGGAGGAAAUAGUUGAACACAGACACACAAAAAAGGAAGAAAGGCUAAGCAGACAGGAUGCCUUCGUAGUUUCAACCUUUGCUUUAGUAAGCAUGCAGUUUGGAUCUUGUGUCUUCAGAGCGACAAUAGCAAUGGCGUAAUAGCUGUGGUAGCUACAGGCCGCGGAGGUCAGCCGAUGCACACCCUUAACGGGUAAAGGCAGUCAGGGCUCCUUUUUUCCCCUUCACUGUCACUUGAGCUCCUUCGGUUUAUGGCUUGUUUGAGAAGCAGGGUGUAGGUGACGGGGGGGCUGAAACCCCCUAGAGGGGAACUUGAAGCACAAGUUGGCUAAGCGAUCACAGGACUCCAUCCUUAGCCUGCCAUGGGUGUCCAGUCUGAAGGAGGAGCGUGCUAAGUGUCAGAGCUUUCACCAUCAACCCACCCCAGCCCCACCAAUCAACCUCCCCUCGAACCCUCAAGCUUUUGUCACUCAUAUGGCCUUAGCCCACAGUAUGACAUUUCCAUCUUUCCUUCUUUGGUUUUUAGCACAUCAAAGACAUGGCCAUUGAAUCCCCUUCCCUUUGUGUGUAGAUGCUGCUGCCUUUGGUGGUCUCCUGUAAAACACUAUCGCCCAGGAAGCUCUUAGUUCGGCUAUAUUUAUGCAACGUUAAAUGAGGAAGGAGUGAAGACCGCUUUUACCCAUGCUAUUUUUUAGCUAUAUUCCAUUAUUUUUCUAUUGUGGAGCUGAUCAACUAUGGUCCUAACCAUCAUCAGUACCAGUAUUGUCUGGGUGUUCAAAUCCAUUAGAGCUCUUAAUAAAUGUUUGACUUGAAUUGGGUUGCAUCAUCAUAGAAUAAUACAUUGAUUUGAAUUGUCUUGAAAACGUUUGGUGGUUACAAUAAUAGUAUAAUUGUAUAUUGUAAGUUAUAAAGCGUUAGAUAUUCCAAGUGUUUUUAAAACCAGGACUGCCGCACUACUGUUUUGUAUAAAGCCAAUCAAUUAGUGACAGACACUUUUGUAUGUCAAGAAACAAAAUGCCCAUCCUGUUCUCUUUAAAAGCAUAUCUAUAGCUAACAUGUCUCUGUGAGGUACACACAGUUUGCAGAUUUUUUUGUGUGUAAUAUAUACACACCCAUUUUGUCUUCACAUUCAUUUUUUUUAAGAAUGGGAGUAUAUUAUAAAUAUAUAUUUGCACAGUUGCACAAACUACAAUAUACAUGCACAUUAUUUAUGGUAACACAUUCACAACUAUGUAUUUUCUGUAGUGAUCAAGUUACUUUAAGAGAACUAGUUCAUUUUGAACGUGUGCUCUUUAUCUUUUCCUUCUGACGGUGGCUGUUUUAAUUGCGCUGACAUAUUGUCAUAUUCGACUACUAUUGCGCAAGUGAGCAGUGAUCUCUGUGUUCUGGUCAGAUGUGGCGGCACAUCUCAUUGGUACAUACGACUUUUGGGUGGAACACAAGGCAUAUGUGUGGGUUAAACACAGACUUCCAGUAGUUCACAGGCGACCUCAGAUAUGAGAUUAGGUUUGCUGUGAAAAAAGCUUUUUUCACUUUUGAGGUGUCACUUGUGACACACAAUUUUAGACAAAGUUGCGAUGUAUUUAAAAAAAAAAAAUAGAUGUGCCAUUUGGAAUUUUGAGUUUCACAUAGAGCUGCUCGUGCGAAGGAGAACAUUUUAAUUCUGAAGUACUCAAGUAGUGAAGCUCCCAGCAGACCUUGACAACUGUUGAAAGUUUGUGUCACUGACCAGAGUGCCCAAAGGAUGCCUUUGAUGUGUAGUAGAGUUGAUGGACAUCCCUCUCUGUGAGUCUCGUCUAAAGAAUCUUUGUGACAUAACUCAAGUCACGCAUAAGUUUGAUUGGUGUUCCCCCUGAUGAAGGCUACACCUGAACGCUAAUUCUGUCUCAAAAGUGCUAGUGGCAUUUUGCCUAAGACGGAUAUCUGUAUUCUUUGAUCUCUGGCAUGUCACAAGACUUUCGGCAGAGGUCACACGUGCUUAAGUCUUGGCCCUACCACGUUUGAUGGUUUUACUCUAUUAUCUGUCCCUUGAAAUUGUCAAAUACUUUUCAAGUGAUUCAUCUCUUCCUCGUUCUCCUUUUCUGUGUCUGGUGAUUUGGUGAUCAGUGUGGUCGUAUCGCGCACUUUGAGAAUCCUCAGGCCAUGUCUGACACGUUUAUUUUCAUCCCUCCUCAAACUUUGAAGUCACUCCUCUGCUAAAAGGCACUGAUUUCUAAGUGUCAAAUGCAAACAUCAGAACAUGACAUCUAUACUUUGAAAUAUGUAUCUACUAAAAAAAAAGAGAAUACUAAAAGAAGUAUUUCUUAUAUAACACCAUGCACUGAGAACAAAAGGACAAACAACUGGCGUCUUGCCUCUGAGACACCUUCCCACACUACAAAUGCCAACUGUCAGCUGAGAUCAGGCCGCCGUGAGGUCAGGGGCUGUUAAGGACAUGCUCGUUUUUCAUCAGAUCUUUGUCCCUCUCUGGCACGUCACUGGAGGGGUUUUAACCAACGCUUCAGAUAGCCAACCACUGUGUUAACCACCACGGCCAUGUAUCCAACCAAGGUCGUCUAACUGAGUCUUAUUCUUGUCCGUGUGUUGGAACCACAGCUCCCAUUUUGUGUUCUUUGUCUUAUCCUAUGAGGGCUUCCACCUAAACCAGGGUAUACUUUAGUAAUAAAUCAAUAAAUAAACAAAUAUGAAGUGUAACUUAAGAUUUUUUGAAGUUAAUUAUGUUUAUAUUAUUACUUAUACUGACUGUGUCUUAAGUGUUUUUCCUGUGUUGCCACCUUUAUAAUACACAUCCAUAAUCCUCUGUUGGAUAAAUGUUAUUGUAUUGCAUACCAUAGAUGAAUAUGUAUAAAUGAUACAUCUAUGCAGACAACUUCUGAAUUAAGGUUCAUUGAGCUUUCAGAACUAAAAGUAGCUUUGAUUAUUCUAGAUUUGCUGCAUCUUCAUUUCUGUUGAUCUAGUCAGGUACGGUACUGUAACAUACAACUGACUGGUCUGCAAAGGCUAUACUAAGAACGUCUCUCAUGACUCACUUUCAUAUUUAUUCAUAUUAAGUCUUCUAUUUAUUUGAAUAAUACCGUUUUUAGCUCCUGUGUUCACCAGGAUAGAUAUAUUUUGUCGGCUUCUCACCAUGUGAAAUAAAAGUUUUUGAAAACAAA